AUGGCUGAAAAGACUGAGUCCCCAGCCUCCACACCUCCAACUACUCACGAUGAGGGUGUUGUUCAUCGCUCCUAUCGCCACUCCACGGUGGACGGUCAACCGGGUUAUUCGGAACAUGGAGCUCUGGUCGACCACAAAGUGCCACAGGAAGAAAUCGUGCAGUCAGAGCCUGACCUCUUAUGGAGCAGAGUUCGUCAUUAUUUGAGAGAGCCGUUCUCUGAGUUCUUCGGUGUCUUCAUCCUCAUUCUAUUUGGGGACGGUGUUGUCGCCCAAGUCGUUCUCUCUGGAGGCGAGAAGGGCGAUUACCAGUCCAUAUCAUGGGGCUGGGGAUUGGGUGUGAUGCUUGGUGUGUACGCCUCGGGUAUAUCUGGUGCACACAUCAAUCCCGCCGUUACCUUUGCGAAUUGCGUCUUUCGGAAAUUUCCAUGGCGCAAGUUCUUCCCCUAUAUGGUCGCCCAGGUGCUAGGAGCAAUGUGCGCUUCGGCCGUUGUCUAUGGAAACUACAAGUCGGCCAUAGACGUCUUUGAAGGUGGUCCCAAUAUCAGGACCGUCCCUGGUUACUCUGAAACAGCCUCAGCUGGCAUCUUUUGCACCUACCCAGCCCCUUUCAUGACUACUACUGGUCAAUUUUUCUCGGAGUUCAUCGCCAGCGCUAUCCUUAUGUUCCUAAUCUAUGCUCUCAAGGAUGACGGCAACAUCGGGGCUGGACCUUUGACACCUCUAUGCCUAUUCUUUGUUAUCUUUGGCAUCGGCGCUUGUUUUGGUUGGGAAACCGGCUAUGCGAUCAACCUGGCCCGUGAUUUCGGGCCAAGGUUGGUAUCGUAUAUGCUCGGUUAUGGCACCAACGUGUGGAAGGCUGGAAAUUAUUACUUUUGGGUGCCCAUAGUCGCCCCUUUUCUCGGAUGCACAUUCGGUGGUUUCCUCUACGACGUGUUCCUCUUCACAGGAGAGUCUCCGAUCAACACGCCAGGCAUGGGGCUCUUGAGAUUCACACAAUUGAACAAGCAAACCUGGUCUAACACCUACGACUCCGCAGCUUAA
Molecule: messenger RNA, 1041 nt
Organism: Exophiala aquamarina CBS 119918
Lineage: Eukaryota; Fungi; Ascomycota; Eurotiomycetes; Chaetothyriales; Herpotrichiellaceae
Product: aquaglyceroporin like protein, other eukaryote
Exons: 3
Coding region: 1-1041 (346 amino acids)
Biological process (GO): water transport; glycerol transmembrane transport
Cellular component (GO): plasma membrane
Molecular function (GO): water channel activity; glycerol channel activity
Source: RefSeq, a predicted model, not a curated record